AUGAUGAUCCAGUCACGACUAUUAAGCUUUCGCUCUGCUACUCAACUAAGACCUACGUUAGGGCAAAUACGACAUAAAUCGAUCAGAACAAAGAACAGGAAAGAGUCUCCCAGGGUUAAUGCUGUGGGGAUUCAAUACCUCUCCAAGCAGCUCCAGAGCAAGGUGUUUCCCAAUUCUAUAAAUGUGAAGGAAGACCCAGCAUUACUUGAGAUAUCUAAGCAACACUUGGCCGAUAAUGAGUUAUUGGGUAAACCAACACAAAUUAGUGAUCCUAUUCAGAUAAAGAACUUCCCUGAUUUGGUCGGUGAGAGUGGCACUUUAAACGAGCAUUUCUACAAGUUGGGGAUGAAGCAAGUGGAACCUUAUUUGUCCAUGACUGAAUCAUUUUUAUCGCCAAACACUAUAUUGCCCAAUAAGCCGCAGAAAUGGGAAUUUCAGGCUGGCUGGACGAGGUAUGAACCAGGCAAAGCGCCUGAACCUGUACCCUAUCCCUUUGAAGAUGAACUCGUAUUUGAUGUAGAAGUCUUGUACAAGAACUCUCCCUACGCUGUUUUAAACACUGCAGUGAGUAAGAAAGCAUGGUAUGGAUGGGUUUCACCCUUUUUGAUAGAGUACAAGAAAGACCCAAGCUAUAACGAUUAUGAGCAUUUAAUUCCCUUUAAUUGCUUAGAUCACCCAAAAGUUUUGAUAGGGUACAACGUUGGGUAUGACAGAGCAAGAGUAUUUGAUGAAUAUAACAUCAAACAGAGUAAAGCUUUCUACUUGGACGGUAUGGCUUUACAUGUUGCAACUACUGGAAUUUGUUCACGGCAAAGAGUUCAGUGGAUGAAUUAUAAGAAAAGAGAAAAGGCUAUGGAAAAUGACGAAGAAGGCGAUACUUCAAAUACGGAAUCUGAUUUGUUUGAUUUGGCUCAACAAUUACAAGAUAACCCUUGGAUAGACAAGUCAUCGCCAAAUUCUUUGAAAAUUGUCGCCAAGCAUCACUGCGGGAUCGAAUUGAACAAGGCGGAUCGUGAUUUCUUCAGUUCAACUGAUCCUAACGAAAUUGUUGAAAAUUUUGACAAAUUAAUGACAUAUUGUUCCACUGAUGUAGAAGCUACAUUUGCGGUGACUGCUAAAUUAUUCCCAGAAUUCAGGGCCAAGGUACCUCACCCAGUUUCUUUUGCUGCUUUGAGACAUCUAGGUUCAUUAAUCUUACCUAGCACAAAGAAAUGGGAUGGUUAUGUUGAAACCGCUGAAGCCAUCUACAUGAAGCAUAAAGCCAGUAUAUCUGAAAAGCUAAAUGAGCUAGUUGAAGGUUUAAUGAAAGAGAAAAAAAGAAAGAUUGAGAAAGACGACUGGUUGUCUCAAUUAAACUGGGAAAUAAAGGAACCUAGGUUCAAAAAGGAUGGUGAACCUUUUAAACGCCAAGCUUUCCUAACUGGAUAUCCUCAAUGGUACAGAGAUUUGUAUAGAUCUGAGAAAUCAGAAUCUUCAUUAACCUUAAAAUCUAGAAAUGUUCCAAUUUUUUUGAGAUUGAAAUGGGAAGGAUAUCCAUUGUUUUGGACUAAUUCAACUGGGUGGUGCUUCAAAGUUAAGUAUAGUGAGAAGGCUAUUGCAGAAUUGGAGAAGAAGAAUUAUGUUAGAUUCAACCCAAGAAGGAAAUACGAAGAUGAGGAGGCUGAAGAUUCGGAAAUUUCUGUGGCCAAACCUUCAAAGGAAGAUGUAGAUAUUCAAGCUGUAGAUGAUCUACUUGAAUCCGGAUAUAUAUUGUUUAGGAUUCCUCAUCCGAAUGGGCCUUCUCAUAGGUGUACCAACGUCCUUGGUAAGAAUUUUUCAUCCUAUUUCGAAAAUGGUAUUCUUUCAUCUGAAAUUGAUUUUGCAAAAGAAAUUUUGAAAAUUAAUGCAGAAUGUUCAUAUUGGCUUGGUAAUAGGCAAAGAAUUAAAGAUCAAUUCAUUGUGUAUGAUGACAAAGAUGGUAAGAAGGUUGAUUUUUUCAAUGGCUCCAAGGAAGAUGCAGUAGCAAACCCAGAUAUGGGAAUUAUAUUGCCAAAGAUAUGCGCAAUGGGUACUGUUACCAGAAGAGCUGUGGAAAAUACUUGGCUCACUGCUUCGAACUCAAAAAGGACUAGAAUUGGUUCUGAAUUAAAGGCAAUGAUUGAGGCUCCUAAGGGAUACUCUUUUGUUGGAGCCGAUGUUGAUUCGGAAGAGUUAUGGAUUGCAUCAUUAGUUGGAGAUUCUGUGUUUAAGUUCCACGGUGCAACUGCUCUAGGCUGGAUGACAUUAGAAGGAACAAAAAAUGCAGGCACUGAUCUACACUCCAAAACUGCAGAUAUUUUAGGGAUUCUGAGAAAUGACGCUAAAAUUUUCAACUACGGUAGAAUAUAUGGAGCUGGUAUCAAAUUCGCAACCAGAUUGCUCAUGCAAUUUAAUGGGAAAUUGAAUGAAUCACAAGCUUUUGAAAUUGCUACUAAAUUGUAUUCGAAGACCAAAGGUAUCGCCAGGUCAUCUAAAAUGUUGAAGGGUAAAGUGUACCAUGGCGGUAGUGAGUCUGUUAUGUUUAACCAAUUGGAAACAAUUGCCAAUGAAGCUUCUCCUAGAACACCAGUCUUAGGUGCUGCCAUUACUGCUGCUUUAACCAAAAAGAAUUUGAAUUCUCAACAAUUUUUACCUUCUAGAGUUAAUUGGACAAUCCAGAGUUCUGGAGUGGACUAUUUACAUUUAUUGAUAAUAUCAAUGGAUUAUUUAAGCGAGAAGUUCAACAUCCCAUUGAGAUUAACAAUUACUGUUCAUGAUGAGUUGAGAUAUCUUUGUAAAAACGAGCACAAGUAUCAAGUGGCAUUGCUCUUGCAGAUCAGUAAUUUGUGGACGAGAGCAAUGUUCUGUCAACAGGUAGGAAUUAAUGAGGUUCCUCAAUCCUGUGCAUUCUUUUCUGAGGUUGAUAUUGAUCAUAUCCUAAGAAAGGAUGUUAAUAUGGAUUGUGUUACUCCUUCGCAACCGAAUAUUAUACCACCUGGUGAAUCAUUAGAUAUACUAUCACUUUUGGCUAAAUGUCAAAAUGGAGAUUUCUUAAGAGAAAACAAAGAUUUUAAAUAUGAUUUUUCUGCUAUUCCCUUUGAAGAAGAACCAAAGGUGUUAGACCUAUUGGAGAAGCGCUACCCUGAAGACAAAUUUGAGAAUUGGUUGGCAUUGCAGUGUGCAUUCACGUCACAGCAAUUUCAACUGACUUUGAAGUCAUUUAAUUCUUCUGGAGCUGUGGUGGAAUCUAUCAAGCCAACCAAGGUAUCUAAAAGACCGAAGAAAUCCACAGCUACAGCGACCAUUAAAUCUCUUAAACCAGGAAACACCAAAACGAAAAAGAAAGACGUACAGGAGUUUUCCAAACUUCUCACCGAAGAAGAAAGGAAGUUAGAGGUCCAAUUCGAUGCUUUUGAUAAUGAAAUUGUUGAGGAUGGCGAUAAAUUACUAGAACAAAUGCUUCUGGGAUAUGAAUUUGCACUGAAUGCAAAACGACGAAGUGCUAUUCCCACUAGCGACAAAUUGAUUACUCCAUCUACACAUUAUAGUAGAGGACAUAUGAGUAACCAACGACGGUUCAUGCUGAAGUCGUAUAGUAAUAAAAAGUAA
Molecule: messenger RNA, 3606 nt
Organism: Dujonia railenensis
Lineage: Eukaryota; Fungi; Ascomycota; Pichiomycetes; Serinales; Debaryomycetaceae
Source: the annotation of a GenBank genome assembly